Melospiza georgiana is the source of this 2070-nucleotide messenger RNA. RefSeq names its product mab-21 like 3 (gene MAB21L3). NCBI's taxonomy places the organism in Eukaryota, Metazoa, Chordata, Aves, Passeriformes, Passerellidae. The transcript is spliced from 6 exons. The coding region runs from base 14 to 1105 and encodes 363 amino acids. The record is from RefSeq and is a predicted model, not a curated record.
AGACCAUCUUGCCAUGAAACCCUUCACAGAUGAAGAUGUAGAAAUCUACAUCCAGAGCAAGGUGGAAAGGCGGCAUUACCUGGUUUCCAAAGCAGUGGAGGAGGUGCAGAAAAUCAUCCAGCAGCUGACUGCAGAAAUCAGCUACAAGGCCGUGCGAUUCCAGGCCAUCUCCAACUCUGGCAUCCACAAUGAGAACAUUAAGGUGUUAGCACCCAGCCAGUUCCUCAUCACAGUUCCUCUGCGUGGCCUGACGGGUUACAGGGAGUGCCAGGUACGGCACUGGCGCUAUUACACCGUGCAUGGAGCCAAGCUCCUCUCCUCCGUGCGAGACCCUGAGGAACUGCACCAGUGGCUGGAGGUGGAGCAGUUCUCAAAAAGCCUCCAGCAGUGGCAUGAAGAGGAUGUGAACAUCGAGGGUGAUCUGGUUCCAGCCAAGGUCCUUAUCGUCUUCCGGGAGCUGGUGGAGAAGUCGAUUGUCUCCUGUAACCUCUCCAGUAAAGUGACAGUGCUGGAGAGCUUCAGCUCAGUGGUCCGUGUGGCUGUGGAGACGUCAGAAUCCCAGGUUGAGGUGGAGCUGGUCCCUGCUGUGGAGAUUCCAACGUGCUGGCCUGAGAAAGCCCGGUGGCCUCGUUGCCUUAAGCGUUGGCCUUCUCAGGAAAAAGUGCAAUGCAUCAAGUCGCUGGGUUUCGACCUCCUAGCCCGCUCUAAUUAUCACUGGCAGCUGUGCUUCUCCCGUGCUGAGCACAUCCUCAUGGAGGGACUUGACGAAGAUGGUGGCUGUCGCAGGAAGUGCUUCAGGGUCAUGAGGCAGAUGAAGGAAGAUGUCUGGUGUGCUGGCAAUAAGCCUGUCAUCACAGCUUAUCACCUUCAGACAGUGCUAUUCUGGACGUGUGAAAAAUACCCACGCACCAAGGAUUGGCGCUGCUUCCCUGAAGCCUUUCUGAGGCUGGUACAGAAGCUGCACAAGUGUGUAAGCCAGCACUUCCUCAAGCAUUACUUUCUCAAGAACACCAAUCUGCUCAAAUAUGCCAACACCAGUGACCUGGACCUGGUGGCCAGCAAGCUGGCAGUCUUCUUGGAGAACCCUGUUUUCUGCCUGGACUAAGGCAGGCAAAGUCAUGUCCCAACCCUGAGUGGAUCCCCAGCUCCUCUCCCCACCUGUGGUUGCUCCCUGUGUCCUUCCAGUCGAUGUUGCAGCUGGCUCUGUGAGACAGUUGGCACAUGCAGCGCUAAAGAGAAGUGUGGAGCUGGCAGCGGUGGGCGGUGAAAACUGAUGGGAGGUAUCACUUGAUGCCCAGCUGAUCUAAUUUGCUUUCAACAGUGACAGCCUGCCUGGAAGCUACAGCCAGUGAAACCCAACUUUGUGUGUCAGUCAGAGCAGGCAACUGCCUUGUUCUGUGUCUCCAGUCUUGUGGCACCUAAGCUGAAAGGCAGCGCAAAGGAGUCUCGCUCUGCUGCCUCUGUAACCCAGCACUUGUAUUGUUGCUGCACUCGCCUUUCUCACAAGGACAGCAGGUUUAAUUGCCUGCUUACCUCACAGGCCAGCUCUGCAGAGAGGCAGAGGAACAUUUCUGAGGUGUUCUGGAAGCUUUCUCAGAGGAAAUUCAAUUCAGGGAGAUCCUGCUCCACUAGGAAUCCAGUAGGGAUUUAAACAUGCUGCUAGUGUUGAAGAGGUCAAUGGAAGCAAGAAGAGGAACAGUGGGGUUUGCCUCUUCAUUUUUCUCUCCUCCACUUAUGUUUUUCUUCCAAUUUCUUCAAAUAUGUCUUUUUCAUGUUUGCCUUUGCCAGUUGUGUUAGUGCCAUACAUUUAGGGGGCUUUGGCAGGGCAGAUUUCACUCCCAUCCCUGGCUCUACCAAGCAGGCUGGACAAGGAGCAGGUCUUUCCCUACUUCUUAACACCUAUGUAUUUUUGGGUGCAGUGCAGAAGAGAGUUUUUUUCAAAGGCUCUUAACUCCAAGACUCUCAGUGCUUUUAAUUUUGAGGAAGUUUCAAAACAACAUGGAUUUUAGUAUUUCAAAAGAACAGAGCUUUAGAAUUAAUAUAAAGAAUGCUGGAUUUAAUGUUAUUAAA